This is a messenger RNA of Penicillium paradoxum, 627 nucleotides long. Its product is annotated as nuclear transcription factor Y subunit beta. The record is from RefSeq and is a predicted model, not a curated record. NCBI's taxonomy places the organism in Eukaryota, Fungi, Ascomycota, Eurotiomycetes, Eurotiales, Aspergillaceae. The coding region runs from base 1 to 627 and encodes 208 amino acids. Gene Ontology annotation, molecular function: protein heterodimerization activity; DNA-binding transcription activator activity, RNA polymerase II-specific; RNA polymerase II cis-regulatory region sequence-specific DNA binding. The transcript has a single exon. Gene Ontology annotation, biological process: regulation of transcription by RNA polymerase II. Gene Ontology annotation, cellular component: nucleus; CCAAT-binding factor complex.
AUGUCGAACACUCCUCCAAAAGAACCCGAAUUGGACCCGGAGAUGCAAUCGGGAGAGGACCAAGAGCACAUAGACAAAGACCAUCACGAUACGCAGGGACACCAAGGCGAGUUCGAAGUGAAGGAGCAGGACCGAUGGCUUCCAAUUGCCAAUGUGGCUCGAAUCAUGAAAUUGGCACUGCCUGACAAUGCGAAGAUCGCGAAAGAAGCGAAGGAAUGCAUGCAGGAAUGUGUGAGCGAGUUCAUCUCAUUUAUCACAAGUGAAGCCUCGGAGAAAUGCCAGCAGGAGAAGCGCAAGACCGUCAAUGGCGAGGACAUCCUUUUCGCCAUGACAUCGCUUGGGUUCGAGAACUAUGCGGAAGCCCUCAAGAUCUACUUAUCCAAGUACCGUGAGACCCAGUCUGCUCGUGGCGAGAACCAAAGACCUCCAAGUGCUGGAUAUGGCGCUGGAGGCCCUGUUGGUGGGUCCGGUGUGCCUGGACUUGUUCGUCCCACGGGCUUCUCUGAAGCUGAAAGCGCAAACCCUAUGAUGAAUCCCGGUCUGGACCAGUCUCAAGAUCCUUCUGCCUAUGGCUAUCCACCUAUAGCCAACCAACCUCACAACGGUGCGACUGGCGAAUCAUAUUAG